Molecule: messenger RNA, 3725 nt
Organism: Carassius carassius (crucian carp)
Lineage: Eukaryota; Metazoa; Chordata; Actinopteri; Cypriniformes; Cyprinidae
Product: claudin-20
Exons: 2
Coding region: 688-1419 (243 amino acids)
Biological process (GO): bicellular tight junction assembly; cell adhesion
Cellular component (GO): plasma membrane; bicellular tight junction
Molecular function (GO): structural molecule activity
Source: RefSeq, a predicted model, not a curated record
AUUUCAUGAUGUUUCAGAACAUUUUAGGGAUAUCUCGUUUAUUUUUUUCUUUUUAACUGGAAAACAAAGAUGCUUUUUUCCCCCCGUUAAAUUUAUAUAUUUCAAAUCCAAAACAUUCAUGCAGCUCAAAUCAGCUAAUAAACAGCAUUAAUAUAUGAGAAUUAGAUAUUCAAAUGUAAUGUGUUAAGCAUUUACUUCUCUGAGAGAAAAAUCGGGGUACAUGAAAGCAACCAAAAUCGACGUUAAAUCGAAUCAAAAAGCUUUGGACAUUAUAACAUAGACGGCUCUUAAAUCUGCUGUGAGAGCAUAUGGAGAAAACAACAGAGACUUUCGUGCGCGUGAAGUUGAGAGAUCGCUGCUGCGUGACGUAGACCAUCAUUCGUGCGGCUUUGAAAACAGCAUCGUCGCUCCAUCUCUGAUGUCCUCUAAUAUACCGCUUCUGUUGAAGACACGGAUGACAUGAACGGAUCGCCAGCGUCACGACUACGGCCGUUUAUACUCUGUUUUUGUAUUUAGCAGUGUGUGUACGGUUGUGUGUGUGUGUGUGUGCUCGGAAACCUGACGCGUCUCUGCACCAGCCGAGGCAGGCGGCGGUGCUGAGGAGUCUCUGCUGUCGCAGUUGCAGCCGAAGGAGAGGGGACUAGGCAAGCUGGUGUGAAUGUUGGCCGAGUUAAGGAACGUGGCAGGAUGGCGUCCACGGGCACGCAGAUCUUCGCCUUCGUGCUGGCAUUGCUAGGCAUCCUAGGUGCCACGGUGGCCACGUUACUGCCUAACUGGAAGGUGAGCGCGGAUGUUGGCUCCAACAUCAUCACUGCCAUCUCGCAGAUGCAGGGGCUGUGGAUGGACUGCACCUGGUACAGCACUGGCAUGUUUAGCUGUACCCUAAAAUACUCUGUGCUGGCGCUGCCCGCAUACCUCCAGACGGCACGCACCACUAUGGUGCUCUCCUGUGUGCUGGCAGCGCUGGGAUUGUGUUUGGCCUCUGUGGGUUUAAAGUGCACUCGCUGGGGUGGGGGACGGCGUGCUAAACGUCACGCUGCCAUGGCCGCCGGCACCUGCUUUCUGGCCUCUGGCUUUCUCUGCCUUGUUCCUGCCUCCUGGUACACAAAUGAGGUUAUUGUCAGUUUCCUGGACGCCAACGUGCCAGAAAGCAACAAGUUCGAGCCAGGCGGUGCCGUCUAUGUAGCGUUCGUCUCAUCUGGUUUCCUUUUCGUGGGCGGAUCCAUUUUCUGUCUGUCCUGCCCGGGGAAGCGACACGGCCACCAGGAUUUGGUACUUCUCCCUCCGGACAAACUCCUCCUGCAGCAGCAGCAGCAACUGCUGCAACAACAGCAGCAACAGGACCAGCUCCAGCACCAGUACUGCUCUCUCUCACCGCUGGAUAACAAGACUGGCUACAGCCUGCAGGACUACGUAUAGGAGACUGAUAGUUCUGGAGAAAGACAAGUGCAAUGCACUGCCACUCGACCUCUUGGCUCUCGUGAUUACAACAUGAAAGGGAGAGAGGUACCACAACUUUAAAGAAUUUCCCUUGUCGUUUUCGUCUCUCCCCUUUUUAAGAUCAGCAAGCACAAAACAGUGGAAGUAUUCUCUCAAGCGACGUCUACGAACAGACGGAUAGUGAAUACUGAAGGACGAGCGGCAGCAACACUGCAGUAGUGACAGCUAAAGCAGUGUGCAAGACAGACGAUAAAUAAAUGCACAUAUCCAGCAUCCUAGUAAAUCGUAUUAAAGUGUUCCUCUGUGAACAGAUUAGCAACAAGGGAAUGUUUCUGCUACUUCAAAUCCCACCCCCCCUUCCCAAAGAUCUGAACACUGAAGCAAUCGUUUAGCUGCUAACAAUCGUUUGGUAACCUCUGAUAAAAUAAGAUGGCAAUAUGUCUCUAAGAGGCAACAGCAUGGGAGAGCCCUUGUUUGGGAGAUUAUUUGCUUUUCUUUCUAUUUGAGUAAUUUGUGUUAAUGAAAUAUAAUUAUUUUGGUAGCUGAUAGGGUGAUUGAUAUUCUGCCUAAGCAUGCUUUCUGGAGCCUGUGCAUAAUGCAGUGGAAUGCCUGAUGUAGACUGAAUUGUAGCCAUAUAGCCUGUGCCUAAAGAGCUGUAGUACAUAAACCGCUGAAACUGUUUGGAGAGAAGUAGGAGGAGAGAGUGAAUAGGGGUUGCUGGGUCAGAUAUGGCUGAGAGGAGACUGCCCCUUCUUGCGUCAAAUGGAAGAUGUAAUGUUGUGCUGAUCAACACUUUCACAUUUUGCCCCAGAAAAAAGCACGCUGCCUUGAGCUCAGGCCAUGCUGUUUGCCGCUCUAUCACGCACACACUCAUUGUGCUGCAUGUGUGCUUUUUACUCAUGCUGCUACUCUCACUGCCAUGGAAACGGGAUUCUACACCCAAAUACUUGUAUUGUCUAGGGUCAUGUUUCUCUGCACUAGGAUAGUGGUCCUGUCUGUGACGAGCUGGAGGCUGUAAUAAAUCACUCCAGCCAACAGCAGAGGAUCGGUGUCUAGAGACAGUCUCUGCAACAACCCGUCUCUCAGAUGGGAGGGUCCGUACCCUGCUGACCACCUCCGAGCUUGAGAAUAUGAUCAGCAGACAAUGUAAGUGCAGCAGAUUUGUUUAACAGACAUAACAUUAACAAAGAUAAGAUUGAGUUUCAGUAACUGGCAGUUUUUAUGGAAGCAUGUGGAACCUGAUAAUUGGCUUGGGUCCACUCUCACAGGAAGUAGAUCUCUGCCAAAUUAUUUUACUUUUUUCAAAAUUUUAAUAAGCAAUCACAUUUGUCUAAAAAUGCAUCAGCUGUGACAUCUGCUGAAAGAUUGUCACCUACAAGGGGCUCUUUUCGUCAUCUUAAAGGAAUAUUGCCGGUUACUCAUGGCCAUCAUCUGUGGCAUGCUGUCGAUUAUGAGAAAAAAACAUUUUGUCAUAAUUUACUCACCCUCACUCACCCUCAUGAGUUUGAACUCCUACAGAUUUGGAACCUGUAUUAAGUCAGGAACGGUUUGGUUACCAACAUUCUUUAAAAGAACUUCUUUUGCAUUCAAGAAGUACACACAAGUUUGGAACCUUAAAAGGGGUCAUAUGACGUCACUAAAAAAACAUUAUUUUGCGUAUUUGGUGUGAUGCAGUGUUUAUGUGGUUUAAGGUUCAAAAGCACAUUAUUUUCCAUAUUAGUGUUGCUCCUCUUUGCUCCACUUUCUAAAACGCGUAGAUUUUUACAAAGCUCAUCGUUCUGAAAAGAGUGCUGUUCUCUGAUUGGUCAGCUAUCUAGUGCUUGUGAUUGGCCGAAUUCCUCAAGCGUGUUAGAAAUGUUCCGCCCCUUACCAGGUUCAAGAAACUUUCAUACAUAAAAUGUGCUUCAUACACUCGAAUAUUUGGGUUAUACUGUUCUGGAAUAGUGUUGUAAUUAAAACUUAACUACUGAGACUGUCCUCUUUUGGAAGACCAAACAAAGUAGUUUGGCUUUUGCAACAAAACAGCAUCUCCAUGACAUGGCGGCGAAGGCAACGAAACUACAGCGGGAAUAAGUUUCUUUCUUUGCGUAUACAUUUGGAUAGUAUGAUGCAAAUCUUCCCACACAGUGAUAAUGAUGUAGAUAUGUGGGGGCUUGUCUGAACUAGGCGUUUUUCGGAAGGUGUGGCUGAGCAUUCACUAUUAUAAAUAAUAUCUCUUUGGGUUUGAGACUUUAAUCUUUUUGACUUUAUGAAUCUUCUGUACGCACAAACAUCUUUUAAAACUC